Molecule: messenger RNA, 835 nt
Organism: Mollisia scopiformis
Lineage: Eukaryota; Fungi; Ascomycota; Leotiomycetes; Helotiales; Mollisiaceae
Product: nascent polypeptide-associated complex, alpha subunit
Exons: 3
Coding region: 17-652 (211 amino acids)
Biological process (GO): protein targeting to membrane
Cellular component (GO): cytoplasm; nascent polypeptide-associated complex
Source: RefSeq, a predicted model, not a curated record
AGACAUACCGCCCACCAUGUCUAACCCACGCAUCGAAGAGCUCCCAGACGAUGAACCCACCAAGAACGUCACCGCUGAGGACGAGGGAUCCGAAAGCUCUGACUCCGAUGUCGAGGCCGGCGAAGGUGGCAUUCCAGCAGGAGGAGCAAUUGUUCACUCUCGCAAUGAAAAGAAGGCGCGCAAGUCAAUCAUGAAGCUCGGGCUCCAGAAGGUUCCUGGUAUCACCAGAGUUACUCUGAGAAGACCAAAGAACAUCCUCUUCGUGAUCAACAACCCCGAGGUUUACAAGUCUCCCUCAAGCAAUACCUACAUCGUAUUCGGUGAGGCUAAGAUUGAGGACUUGAACUCUCAAGCACAAGCUUCCGCUGCUCAGCAACUUGCCGCUCAAGAGGCUCACGACCACGCCGGACACGAUCACUCUGGGCAUGACCACUCUGGCCACGACCACGGCAAGGGCAAGGCUAUCGAUACUGGUGAUGACAAGAAGGACGAGGACGAGGACGACGGAGAAGAGGUUGACGCUUCUGGUUUGGAGGACAAGGACAUCGAGCUGGUUAUGACACAAGCUAGCGUUUCUCGCAACAAGGCUAUCAAGGCUCUCAAGGAGAACGAUAACGAUAUAGUCAACUCUAUUAUGGCUCUGAGCAUAUAGAGUCUAUAGUGGUGGUCUUGCAUGGCAAUGCUGGACUGGCUGGAGGGGUUGUCGACAAAUUCAGACGCUGAUACUGCAUCCAAAAAGCAAUGUAUUCUGAAAUGCAAAGAUUGGACUUGCAAUCCAAAAAUCUCUGGACCUCUAUGUAUGUGAAGUACUUGUUUUUGUGAUGUUCUGGGGGCA